Messenger RNA from Aphidius gifuensis, 2557 nucleotides. It is a transcript of the gene casp, whose product is annotated as FAS-associated factor 1. Gene Ontology annotation, molecular function: ubiquitin binding. The record is from RefSeq and is a predicted model, not a curated record. The coding region runs from base 179 to 2251 and encodes 690 amino acids. The transcript has 5 exons. Gene Ontology annotation, cellular component: nucleus; endoplasmic reticulum. Lineage: Eukaryota; Metazoa; Arthropoda; Insecta; Hymenoptera; Braconidae.
UUUACUGGAAACAACAUCGCAUAAUCACUAUAUAUAAAAAAAAAAAAUACAUAAAACAAAAGAUUGAUAUAAACCAUCAGCAUUUAUUCAAAUAAAUUUUUAAUAAAAAUAAAUAAAAAAUUGAAUAAAUAUUAGUCAACAUAAAUAAUAAAUAAAUAAUAAGUUAAUACAAAAAAUAAUGAUGGCAGACGAUCGUGAGAUAACACUAGCUGAUUUCCAGGCUUGUUCUGGAAUCGAUGACAUUGGUGAAGCAAUAAUGCAUCUUGAAAAUAGUAACUGGGAUCUUGUGUCAGCACUUAAUAAAGUUGUGCAUCAUGACACUCAACAAUUACCAUCUGAAGUGAGUCCUGAUGUUGAGAUGAUUGAAGCAUUUGUUGAUGGUGUACCUGUCAUAAAACGAUCAUCAUCAUCAACAUCAACAUCAACAACAAAUAUGGCUGAUACGACAAAAAAUAAUUCAACAACAACAACAACAACAACAACAACUACAACAACAACAGAUGAUGUGACUAUAAUAAAACCAGGCACAAGCAAAGUAACAGAUUCAACUCUAUUGAAAUUUAAAAUUCAUUUUUUAGAUAAAACAAUUAAAAUAAAUAUAUCAGAUCAAUGUACAGUUGGUGAUUUAAAAGCUCAAGUUUGUGAAAAAUUAAAAGUUGUAUCAUGUCAACAUCAACUUGAUGGUUGGAAAAAAGAACCAGCAUCAUCAUCAACAAUUUUAAAAUCUCUCAAUUUACCACGUGGUAUUAAUAUACUAUUUUUAAAACCAUCAACACCACUUGUUGAACUUGAAGCUGGUGAUUCUAGCUCAGAAGUAGUACCAAUGUCAGAACGUUUAACAAGAAAUUAUAUGUUAAAAAUAACAGAUAAAAUACAAAAUAAAAAAUAUAAUUUACCAUUUCCUGGUACUCAAACAGUGAGAGAUGUUAAAGCUGGUGUACAUGCAUUAAAUGAUGUGCCAGUUAGAAAACAAGAAUGGAAAGGUUGGCCAAAUAGUGUUACAGAUGACAGUACAUUACUAGCAGCAAGUGGUAUUAAUUAUCCAGAGCAUAGUUUAACAGUAUCAAAAUUACAAGAUACUGAUAAAUCAAAAUUAAAAGAUAAAGAUAAAAAAAAUAUAAAUGAAAUUGUUGAUAUUGCUGACAGUGAUAAUUCUGAUAUUGAAGAUAUUGAAGAAUUUGAAGAUACACCUGGUUCAUUUUUAAUUGAGGAUGAUAUAUUUAUUGAUAAUAUAAGUACACCACGUGUACAACGUUUAAUACCAGAUAAUAAUAGUGAUGAAGUUAUUGGUACAAUACAUUUUUCAAAAGAAUUUGAAAUACGUUAUGGUCCAUCACAUCCAAAUUUUUUUAAUGGUAAAUUUGAAGAUGCCAUUAAAGAAUCAUGUUUAACAUCAGCAAAAGAUAGAAAAUUACUUGGUGUUUAUUUACAUCAUGAUAAUAGUGUAUUAUCAAAUGUAUUUUGUACACAAUUACUUGGUUGUGAAACAGUACUACAAUUAUUAGCUGAAAAUUUUGUUGUUUAUGGAUGGGAUUUUACAUUUGAUAUGAAUAAACAAAAAUUUUUAAAUACUGUACAAUCAACACUUGGUAUUAUGGCAGCUGAAACAAUACGUACUAUUGAUAUUGAUACAUUUCCAGUUUUAAUUAUAAUAAUGCGUUUACGUUCAACAACAGAUAUAUUUACAAUUGUACAUGGUAAUGUUGGUGUUAAUGAUUUAUUAACAAAUUUAAUACAUGCUGUUGAUGUAUUUCAAGACCAAAGACGUGUUGAUAUUAAUGCUGAAGAAGAAAGACAAGCACGUGAACUUGUUAAACAAGAACAAGAUAAAGCAUAUCAAGAAAGUUUAGAUGCUGAUAGAGCUAAAGAAGAAGCUAAAUUAUUACAAAUUAAAAUUGAAAAACAAUUAAAAGAAAAAGCUGAAAAUGAAAGAAUGCUUGAAGAAGCAAGAAAAGAAUCAAUUAGAACAUCUGUUGAAUCAAGUUUACCAGCAGAACCAGAUGAUACAAUUGAUAAUAUUUAUAAAAUUAAAGUACGUAUACCUGGUGGUAAAUUAUUGGAACGUAGAUUUUUACCAGAUACUAAAUUACAAGUAUUGAUUAAUUAUCUUAUUGUCGAGGGUUAUCCUCAUGAUGAAUAUAAAAUUUUAUUAAGUUGGCCUAGAAAAGAUCUCACAACAUUGGAUACAAAUUUAUCAUUUUCUGAUCUUAAAUUUCAUCCACAAGAAACAUUGAUACUUGAAGAACGAUAAACAUCACUUAUUAAACACCACUACUCAAUUUUAUAUCAUUAUUUUUUAUUAUUAUUAAUUAAUAAUUAAUGCCACGCAAAAGAUCCGUAUAUAAUAAGUCUAAAUAAUAAUAAAAAUAAAAAUAAAUUUGUAUUUAAUAUAUUUUUAUUUUUACUUGUGUGUGCGUCUCUUUAAGACUUAGUGAAAAUUUUCUGGAUAAAUGACUACAAGUUGGAAAAAAAUUUAAAAUAUUUAUAAUAAAAUUUUGUGUACAGCUGUUUUUUUUUUUUUUUUAUUAUUAAUAAUAAAAAAUACAUUUAAGAAAAA